AUGGCGGCGCCACUGAGGGCGGGCGACUGCCUCCAGACCAACGACAGCCUGCUGGACUGCUACUCGUCCCUGCUGGUGGCGAGCAAUGCGAGUGCUGCCAACCAGAGCGGCGGCUUGGCCCCUGGCCACGUGUACUUCGAGUACCCCGAGGAGAUGCUGGUGCCGUGGGUGAUCAAUGAGUACUUCUCCUUCAUCGUGGUCACCUACCUCGUCACCUUCGUGGUUGGCGUCAGCGGCAACCUGGUAGUCGUGUCGGUGAUGGCCGGGGACAAGGCGUCCCGCAACGUGACCAGCGUGUUCCUGGUCAGCCUGGCCGUGUCCGACCUGCUCCUGCUGACCAUCUGCGCGCCGCUGGACGUGGCCCACUACUUCGUGAUCCACUGGGACGCCGGGGCCACCAUCUGCAAACUGGCCGCCUACGCAGAGACCGUGUCCGCCUUCGCGUCCGUCCUCAACAUGGUCGCCGUAACGCUGGAAAGGUUCGUGGUGAUCGUGUUCCCGAUCCACUCGCGCACCGUGUGCACCAUGAGCAACUGCCAGCGCCUCAUGGUGGGCGUCUGGGUGGUGUCCCUGGUCGUCGCCCUGCCCAUCCUCUUCGUCAAGAACGCGGUGCAGACGACGUUCACGAACCUGCGUGUGAACGUGACCACCUUCACCUGCAAGGAGCUGAAGGACUGGCGAGGCCAGUCGGUCGCCUGGUACCGCUUGGUGACGCUGUUCGCUCUGCCGUCACUCAUCAUGGUCGUCUGCUACUCCUGGGUCAUCCUAGAGCUCUGGGUCAGCACCAAGACCAUGGAUCAGCUCACGCAGUCCGCCAAAUUCAGCUAUCAAUGCCAGGCGCCCGGAACCGGGUCCAGGCUGGGAGCCACGGCCGCCAACCAGCAGCCCAACUGCAGACUCAUCCUCAGGGGACACGCCAACUCGGACAUCAGGGACGUCAAGAAGGCCAGGCAACAGGUCAUCAAGAUGCUCAUCCUGGUGGUGGUGCUGUUCCUGCUCUGCUGGGGGCCCCGCCUCAUCAUGGAGAUCGUGGUCAAGUGCUGCCUGAACGUGUUCAACCACGGCGUGUACGCCGUGCGCGUGCUCUUCUACCUGCUGCCGUUCGUGCACAGCUGCCUCAACCCGAUCGUGUACUGCUUCAUGUCGAGCAAGUUCCGACGGCGCAUGCUGCGCUGCUGCCAGCGCACCUGCCUGGCCCCGCGGUGCCCGGCCAGGUCGGCCACCGCCGCCAGCCGCACGUCUUCGACCCGCAACGGCACGGCCAGGCUCGGGUCCACGUACACCUUCACGUCGUACGCCACGUCCACGGUGGCGCUUCCUUCGUCCGUCGGACCCCUCGCCGGAGAUCAGCUGGACUUGUGA
Messenger RNA from Ixodes scapularis (black-legged tick), 1362 nucleotides. RefSeq names its product allatostatin-A receptor. The transcript has 5 exons. Gene Ontology annotation, biological process: G protein-coupled receptor signaling pathway. Gene Ontology annotation, molecular function: G protein-coupled receptor activity. Bases 1 to 1362 code for a protein of 453 amino acids. Gene Ontology annotation, cellular component: plasma membrane. Lineage: Eukaryota; Metazoa; Arthropoda; Arachnida; Ixodida; Ixodidae. The record is from RefSeq and is a predicted model, not a curated record.